CCGUGGUGCGCUCAAAAGAAGCACGUCGCGAGCGGACGGCUUCUGCUCCCGUGGCGCGUGUCACGCAUAGAAGAAACUUCGAUUCUGACUCUCCGGCCUUCCCCAUGGAAAUUGCCGGCGCAAACCUCACAGAAGUCGUGCGCUCGCUGAGGCUGCUCAAGAUCGAGGGGUACAGCAUGAUCCAUGACAUGAGCAGUGACGAUUACUUCAAAUACAAGUGGAUUUUCGACGGGUACGAGUGGGAAAUCCGUGUAUAUCCAAGCGUCCUGAAUUCCACGGGUUUGGACUGGUUCGUUGGAGUGCGUCUUAUCUUUCUUAGUGAACCCCGGGGGCGCGCCGUGAGGACUACUCUACGCUGUGGCUUGGUUGGUCCGAGGCGAGUGCUAUGCAAUGAACGUCAUGAUACAAUAAUAUUCAGGAAGCCCCAAGAUAGCUCAGCAAAAAUUGCGCUAACCGGAGAGGGCUAUAUCGAUGAUGACGAUGAUUCUUUUAGUGUGCAAUGCAUCAUUGAGGUUUUCAAGGAACUACCGGAUAUCCCAGCAGCCUCGUUCAAAGAACUGCAUCUACCGUCGUCUAACUUGCAUCAGCAUUUCGCUCAACUCCUCCAGAGCCCUGAACGUUAG
This is a messenger RNA of Lolium rigidum, 623 nucleotides long. RefSeq lists its product as uncharacterized. Lineage: Eukaryota; Viridiplantae; Streptophyta; Magnoliopsida; Poales; Poaceae. The transcript is spliced from 2 exons. The coding region runs from base 105 to 623 and encodes 172 amino acids. The record is from RefSeq and is a predicted model, not a curated record.